Molecule: messenger RNA, 1618 nt
Organism: Tripterygium wilfordii
Lineage: Eukaryota; Viridiplantae; Streptophyta; Magnoliopsida; Celastrales; Celastraceae
Product: E3 ubiquitin-protein ligase SINAT2-like
Exons: 6
Coding region: 350-1297 (315 amino acids)
Biological process (GO): multicellular organism development; ubiquitin-dependent protein catabolic process
Cellular component (GO): cytoplasm
Molecular function (GO): ubiquitin protein ligase activity; protein binding; zinc ion binding
Source: RefSeq, a predicted model, not a curated record
AAAAUAAAGACAAACAUUCACAGAUUGGCGAAGAGAAGCAUGUAAAGACAACACAGGCCAUUCAUGGUUUCCAUCGAUGCUUAUAAUAAUAAUACACUUAUCUAUUCUCCUUCGGCAAAUCCGGCUACAACGCGUGAGUUUCGUACCUCGUUGGCAUUUCUCUUGGAAAUCUCAAAUGGGUUGUUCCCUGUUUGUUGGAAUACUGUUCUUUAUGUAGAGCACAAACUAUGGUAGGACAAUUGAGAAGCAAUAUAUGAAUUUACUAAGCACUUGCAAAUAAGAAUACAGAUUGUUGGAUGGUGAAAAUUUUUGGGAGUAGCUUCUUGGCUUGUUUGUUGAUUGAGAUAAAAUGCCACUGAAAUUUGGAAUAGAUAUGGCUCCUGGGGGAAGCACCUGCAAAGAAGUUCGUGAAACUCAUUCCACAGUCGCAGAUUAUGAUAUUUCCUUGGCAAAAUCUGAGAAUAAUGGUGCCCAAACAAAAUCUGUGGUUGGUUCGGGUGGAAAAUGUGGAGUGCAUUCAGAUAAUGGUGUGCAUGAGCUCCUGGAGUGUCCAGUCUGCUCAGAUUUGAUGUACCCUCCGAUUCACCAGUGUCCCAAUGGUCACACCUUAUGUUCAAAUUGCAAGAUCAGAGUCCGAAACUGUUGCCCAACUUGCCGCUAUGAUCUUGGCAAUAUAAGGUGUUUGGCUUUGGAAAAAGUUGCGGAAUCAUUGGAACUUCCCUGCAGAUACCAGAGUUUGGGUUGUCAUGAUAUUUUCCCCUACUAUGGCAAGCUGAAGCAUGAGCAACACUGUCAUUUCCGUCCACACAGUUGCCCUUAUGCUGGGUCUGAGUGCUCCAUCACAGGUGACAUUCCAACUCUUGUUGCCCAUCUUAAGGAUGAUCACAAGGUUGACAUGCAUGAUGGGUGUACCUUCAACCAUCGCUAUGUCAAAUCAAAUCCUCAUGAAGUUGAAAAUGCAACUUGGAUGCUAACUGUGUUCAACUGUUUUGGUAGACAGUUCUGCUUACAUUUUGAAGCUUUCCAGAUAGGCGUGGCACCAGUCUAUAUGGCUUUCCUACGCUUUAUGGGCGAUGAUAAUGAGGCGAAGAAAUUUAGUUAUACUUUGGAAGUUGGUGGGAAUGGCCGUAAACUAAUAUGGCAAGGAAUUCCCAGGAGCAUCCGUGACAGUCACAGGAAAGUUCGUGAUAGCCAAGAUGGACUUAUAAUUCAGAGAAAUUUAGCUCUCUAUUUUUCUGGUGGGGACCGACAGGAGCUGAAGUUGAGGAUUACAGGACGUAUAUGGAAAGAAGAAUGAGCUGUGGAAAGGAAUAUGUUAACGCGUUCAGCAUUUCAUUACGAUGUCUAUGAGAAACUCACCGGAGGUUCUCCUCGUGACGGUAAACGAACAAAGUGUCAGUCAAUUUGUUGGUUUCCUUUGGUGUUUUGUAAUUAGGCAUGGCUUUGUUAAGCCAUGACUCCUUUUGUUCAACUGGGUUGCUCAAAGAUGAAUGCAGCAAAGUUGAUCAUCUGCCAUCUUACUGAACCUUGUGCUUUGUCGCUGCUCUUAUGUAACAUAUGACACAGUUUUUACAUUGGAAGGGAAAUAACAUAAUAAGUUUCCAUCGAUUAUCUUGAA